This is a messenger RNA of Danio aesculapii, 5097 nucleotides long. RefSeq names its product trafficking protein particle complex subunit 14 (gene trappc14). The record is from RefSeq and is a predicted model, not a curated record. The coding region runs from base 229 to 2016 and encodes 595 amino acids. Gene Ontology annotation, cellular component: TRAPPII protein complex. Gene Ontology annotation, biological process: cilium assembly. The transcript has 10 exons. Gene Ontology annotation, molecular function: alpha-tubulin binding. NCBI's taxonomy places the organism in Eukaryota, Metazoa, Chordata, Actinopteri, Cypriniformes, Danionidae.
AUUGUAUACGUCAACUGAGCUGGCAGAGGAGCGAAAUGGGGCAAAAUAAGACGAAUGUAAUUUUAAUGAAUACCGGUCAACCCCAAUAAUAACCGACCCGGAAGCUGACGCGCGUUUGAUGAAUUCAAAGCAACUCUUUAUUGAAUGGGAGCGUUGUUUACAGUCUGCUAACCGGAUACCUCGGCUGUGCGUCUGCCUGCAGCGCGCGCGCUCGCUCUCUGAUGGUCAAUGGUGUUGAUGAUGGAAUCGCAAUGCGAGUACUUUAUGUAUUUCCCGGCGGUACCCAUCUCAGACCUGUCGGACCCGGCUAAAUACCGCACUCUUCCGCGCCGCAGUCACCUUUACCUCGGGGAAACCGUGCGAUUUCUCCUGGUCCUGCGCUCCCAGUCCGCGUCCGGCUCGAGUGAUGGCAGUGGCGGCUCGGAGCAGCACAGCAGCCGCUCGUGGAGGGAGCUGGCCGGCUCUCUGAGCGCCGUGGCCAGCGUGAGCCCCGGCGACAGCCGGCAGCGCACACAGCCUCUGUACCACGACUACCACAGCAGCGGGGACGAGUGCGUGGAGGACACAGACGAGGAUGAUGCUGCGGAGGCGGUGGGCUGUCCGGGGCGAGGGGGCCCGAGGUACCAGGGCUUCAGGGAGUGCAAACCGCUGCUCAUUCACAACAACCCAGGCAACGGCGUGAGGGAGUUCCGCAGAGCUCCUGUGCAGUCUCCUGUGGAUGAGCCUGUCGUUUUAAGCGAUGAAGUAAUCUUUCCUCUGACUGUGUCUUUGGAUAAGCUCCCUGUCAACACUCUCAAAGUGAAGAUAAUUGUCACUGUGUGGAAGCAAGAAGAAGAGAAAGCUGAGAUCCAGGAACAUGGCUACCUCAGCAUCCUCCAACAAAAGAGCCCCUGCCAAACAUUUCGUCAGGAUCUGAACACCUUCAAAGCACAGGUCAGCACCACAUUGAACGUCCUGCCGCCCCCAACAGUGAAGUGUCAGCAAAUGACUGUUUCAGGGAGACAUUUAACUGUUCUCAAAGUGUUAAACGGGAGCUCGCAAGAGGAAGUGUGUGUGCGUGAUGUCAAGAUCCUGCCCAACUUCAAUGCGUCAUACUUACCGAUGAUGCCAGAUGGAUCAGUGCUGCUGGUGGACAAUGUUUGUCAUCAGUCAGGAGAGGUUGCAAUGGCAUCAUUUUAUAGAAUGGACAGUGAGUCCAGUCAUCUUCCCAGCAUGCUCAGCGCUCUAGAGGAGCAGAACUUCCUCUUCCAGCUGCAGCUCAAUAAUCAGCCACAGGAUGAUUCAAAUGAGGGACUGGAGGUGCCAUUAGUUGCAGUUUUACAGUGGUCCACGUCUAAACUGCCCUUCACCAACUCCAUCUACACUCACUAUAGUCUCCCGAGCAUCAGACUGGACCGGCCGCGCUUCAUCAUGACCGCCAGCUGUCCCAGUGCAGUCAGGACCCGAGAGCACUUCCGGGUGCGAUAUACUCUACUCAACAACCUGCAGGACUUUCUGGCAGUCAGACUGGUCUGGACACCUGAAGGUCGUGGCCAGAAAGAAGAUCCUGCGGUGAAUGCAGUGGUGUGUCAUUCGCCUCUCAGUAAUCUGGGAUACUGUCGAAAAGGCAGCACUCUCUCCGUCAGUGUGGCCUUCCAGAUUCUCCGAGCAGGACUUUUUGAGUUGAGUCAGCACAUGAAGCUGAAGCUCCAGUUUACCGCGUCUGUGUCCAAUCCUCCUCCUGAUGCUCGUCCUCUGUCCCGCAAAAACAGCCCGUCAAGUCCAGCGGUCAGAGACAUCUUGGACCGACAUCAGGCCAGCCUCAGUCUGGGCCGCUCUCAGUCCUUUUCACACCAACAACCAUCCAAGUUUCACCUCACAAGGACAGGCAGUGUUAUGGAGCGCAGGGCCAUCACUCCUCCAGUGGGCUCUCCUGUUGGUCGACCGCUGUAUCUUCCUCCAGACAGAAACAUCUUAUCACUCGACAAGAUUGCCAAGCGUGAAUGCAAGGUGCUGGUACUCGAUUCACACAACUAAAUGCACACACAAACACACACACAUGGUAAAACCAUGUUAUGGAUUAAUGUAAAACGAAAAGUGGUUCAACGUCCGUUGUCUUUCAGUUUAAAUUUAUGAUUUAUUUAUUUAGCUCUUUUUACCAUCAUUUAUUGUUUACAUGCUGAUUAUUUUAAACAAUUUGGAUGCAGCUACUGUUUUUGACAAUUCUGACUGAAAGAAUGAUAAAAGAAGCAAGCACACACACACACACGCACACACACACACACACACACGCACACGCACACACACACACUCACUCACACACACACACACACACACACACACUUAGGUUUUUCUAAUUUAUUCAUAGGACAUUUCACUGGAGUCAUGAAGUUUUGAAACUUGUGUUAUACACGUUAAAGAGUCUACUGAUUGCUGUUUAAGGAGAGAAUGGAUGUUAUGGUUUGUCCACAUGGAAUCUGUGCACAAAUCUCAAUUGUUUUUGUUUUAGAAAUCUCUGAUUUGAAGAUUUCUGUCAUUAUUUCUAGGUUGUUGUGCAGCACCCACAGGAAUGUCUGAUCAAUAUUUUGACUAAUUUGGUAAUGGUUUGAUGCACUAGUUGAAGUAAAGAACUCCAUUUAGCACAUUUCACCAUAUUUGAAUCCAUUUUAUAGAUUAGAUUCUCCCUAAUCUAGUUUAAAAACUGAAUAGUAAGUAGGUUCCACCUGAGCCUUGUCAUAUCCAUGCAAAUGCACUUUUCCAGACCAUAUGUCUUUACAUUUCUUUUCUCAAACCUGCCAACACUCUCUGCCCAUAUUUAAUUCCUCUUUGCAUUCCACUUCGUUAAAGUGCUUUUAUUGUUGUUGUUUUUUUUAUUACUUGAAAGAUGGUUUGCAAUGUUGUGCCUGUGAACAACCAGGAGGCUCAUUUAAAGAGACGGUUCACCCAAAGAUGAAAAUGUACCCACUCAAAAUUUGUCCAUACCUAUAUGAGUUUCUUUCAUCUGUUGAACACAAAAUAAGGUAUUUAGUAGAUUACUUGCUGACAAAUAAACAGUAAUACAAAGCGAAAAGGUACAAUUUGAGUACAUGGUGAGUACUUUUUUGUUUGGGCUGAACUGUACCUUUAUUUUUCAGUCCUGUACACUGGAAUGUUUUUGGCCUGGCCUUUUUUACAAUGUCGCGAGUGCAGAAAGUCACCAAUAUUCCUUACUCAUUAGUAAUGUGUAUAUGUUGUUAAAAUGAUAUUUAUUUCAUGUCGACACUCCAGUUCAUCAAGCUUGUACGGGUUUAAUCACACACAACCACAACGUCUAAUGCCUGAGAUGCAGGCAAAUCAACAUGAAGAUGGAGCUCGUAUUAUUGGCAGAAGCCAUUUUAUUUCCGCUCCUCCAUUUGAACUAUUCUUUCUGACACAUUCCUGCUGAAGCGUGCGCUCUCUGAGAUCUGCUCUUUUUGUUUGCCUCUCUUUUUCCUGCUAGAACAAAUGUAUGGUUGGCGUCUGUUAGGCUGUACAGUCAUAUUUAUGAUAAUCGUGAAGCGUCACUCCAUUGUGUGCCAUUUAAUGAUGGAUUUCUUUUUCCCAAUGUUUACAUGUGAUGACUACUGACUAAUCCUGAGGACUGAAAAACUAUAUUUUCCUAUGUUGUGCAAUAUUGCACAUAGUUUUAUGUUGUGAACCUAUAUACAUUAAUACAAAAAAAUGAAGAGACCACCUGAAAAUGUUUUACUUUGAAUUUAUAAGGUGUAUGGGUAAAAUGUUAAUAUUUGUUUUAUUCUAUUAUGGUCUGAUAACACUUUAGUUAAGUGUUUCACAUUAAACUAUUACAGUUAAUUGAUCAAAAUCAGGGUUAUUCCAACAAAUAUUGAUUUCUAAACAUGUCUGGCACUUUUUUGUUAUUUUGACUAAUUAUUAUUUAAUGCUCUAAGUCAGUGUUUCCCAACCCUGUUCCUGAAGGCACAACAACAGUACACAUUUUCAACCUCUCCCUAAUCAAACACGCCUAAAUUAACUCAUCAGAACCCAAGAAGCGACACCAAAACCUGAAGUUAAUGGGUCAGAAAAGUGAGACAUCCAAAAUAUGUACUGUUUUGUGUCUCCAGGAACAGGGUUGGGAAACACUGCUCUAAAUAAAAUAAAUUAUUUCAUUUUAAAUAUGAAGGAAAUGUCAUCAGUACUUUGCAGACAAAACAAAACAAAAAAAAAACACACAUUAUUCUUUAUACAAAACCACCAACUGUAAAUUCCCAUGUGGUCCUUUAUUUUUUCCCGUACCCGUGGAAUCUUAAAUGUUUGAAAUUUUCAGACACAAAUGUUUGAACAGAAUAUCAUUCUGUAGAAAUAUAAACCCCAGAUCCUAAUCCAUAUUUUGGAUGUCGAUGUUUUAAUAUAAACACUGUGAUGUGUUUUCAUUUCCAAAUUCACCACCCAUAUUUCUCUUGUAAUUUCAGUCUGGGCCAGUUUCUUUCUGUUCUUUCCUAUUUAAUUUUUAUUUAAUAUGUGAUACUUGUGAUGAAAGAUGGCUUGGCAAAAUUAGACCAUUUACCGCAGGAGGAGAUGUUCUGAAAAUGUUUAUUACAUUAGCUAAGCUUUCUAAGGCAAGGCGUUAAACGAGUACAUUUCACUGGAACAAAAGUAGGACUAUCAUGUUUAUUUUUGUUAAAGCACUUUAAUUUUUUUUUUGAGGGAAAGGGACUACUUGAUAACUUUGGACUUUAAAAAAACUUUGGCUUUUACCUCUUGACAAGGCAAAUCACAGAACAGCUGUUAACUGACAGGAAUGAGAAGUGCAACUCUAACUGCUGAACUCUUGCUCUGUAUAAAUGUCUUGAGGUUAGAAGUUGAGUAUUGCGCUUGUAUUGUGUGUUUUGCAUUUGUUGAAUUGCCAAGACCUGCCAAGAAGCCCUUCUGGAGGAAAGUCCUUGUGGCGCUCAAUCAUAUAGACGGCUGUUGAAGCAAACUAUUUUUACUCUUCUAUGAACUGCUGCUUUGCGCCUGUUUUUUUUUUUGUUUUUUUUACACCUUCAAUUGCAUUACUGUUUAAAGUGUUAACAAAAGUGUUGGAAAUGUAUGUUGUUGGAAACUGGAUUGUUACACUUGAACAAGACGAAUAAAAGCUGU